This is a messenger RNA of Hyalella azteca, 613 nucleotides long. RefSeq lists its product as uncharacterized. The record is from RefSeq and is a predicted model, not a curated record. Lineage: Eukaryota; Metazoa; Arthropoda; Malacostraca; Amphipoda; Hyalellidae. The transcript is spliced from 4 exons. The coding region runs from base 3 to 569 and encodes 188 amino acids.
UGAUGGAUGCAGACGUCACUUCGAAAACUGUAGUCACGAAGCCAUGUAAAUGCAUCAUUGAUUGCUACGUGAAUCCAGCCUGCCAAGCCGUAGCCUCAGAAGAAGUUUCGACCAACGUCACGUGUUAUUUCAGUCUUCAUUUCGGCGUUCAAACCAGGCUCACUAGCCGAAAUACGGCCACCACCUACGUCAAGAAAGAGUGCGCAGACAACUUCGUCAGGCUGGGAGGGAUUUGCUACUUCUUCUCAUCGGAGAUGGCCGACCAAGCCACGGCCAAAACCAAGUGUCCUGCAACGAGCUCGCUGGCCUUCCCGUCUUCUGGUGGAGAACUGACCAGCUUGGUGGACUACAUAAAGAAAAACAAGGCUGACGUAGACAACUGGUACGUGGACCUCAAUAAGACGAAUGACAAGUGGUACUGGGGUGACGGCGUCAAUUAUAAGGGCGCUAUAGAAAUCUACGGCAACAACGAGUUAUGUGCCAGACUUCGUGGCUCAUCCUACGAGCUCGCGGACUGUCCCUGCAGCACAGACUACAACUUCAUCUGCCAGUAUACCGGGCAAGCUUGAGGGAAUCAUUUUGAGACAAGAACCUUUACGGGCAAGGCAUUUCG